Marchantia polymorpha subsp. ruderalis is the source of this 3294-nucleotide messenger RNA. The record is from the annotation of a GenBank genome assembly. Lineage: Eukaryota; Viridiplantae; Streptophyta; Marchantiopsida; Marchantiales; Marchantiaceae.
CGAGCCAUGAUUUCACGAACAAUUAGCAAAGGAAUGGGAGAGAGCAUCUCAACCAACACGAGCAGGGAGGGGUAUAGAGAAUUGAAGGAAAUUGGGAGAAAAAUGGGCGGAAAAAUGGCAAAUUGACAAUUGUGUCGACAAUUGGCACUUGUGAAGUGCAGAGCAAGCAUCAUUGGCUUUGCUGCACACUGCUGCAUUGCACUGGGGGGCCAUGGGCUCGCCAUCUCUUGGUGGCAUCCGCGUCCAAAGUUUGAGAUUGAGGCAUCACGGCGCACGGAAUGUGAGAACUGCGUGGUCAGCUCGUGGACAGAAUCACGCGUGGCACAUAUGCCCGAGCCGAGCGAAUCCGGAUGGAAUCUGCACAGAGUGAUGAUUAGUGAAAUGGCGCUUUGACUCUGAGGUCUUUUUCUCUGCAAGCACAGUGCGAUAGUCGAUUACUUCGUGCUCUGCAGCUCGAUUUCUCAGCUGGUCGCCACUUUAGCACCAGCUUUCUCGUUUUCACUCGGCGUGCCUCUGAGACAGCAACAGAGAGAUUGUUUCCGUUGUCAUCUCGAUCCUCGCGGAGUUAGAAUAGCAGCAACCAGCUGUUCAUGCGAAAAUGAAGGUGGUGGCGCUUGUGAGCGGAGGGAAGGAUAGCUGCUAUGCAAUGCAGCUCUGUCGAUCUUAUGGGCACGAGAUUGUAGCACUCGCCAACCUUUAUCCUGUCGACGAGGACGUGGAUGAGCUUGACAGUUACAUGUAUCAAACUGUUGGGCACCAGGUUAUCACGGCCUUAUCUCAAUGCAUGGGUCUACCACUGUUUCGCAGAAAAAUCCAGGGACAGACCAGAGAGAAAGGUUUGAGAUAUACGAAAACGUAUGGAGAUGAGGUCGAAGACUUGGAAGCUCUUUUGAGAGCUGUGAAGAGUCGGUUUCCAGAAAUUGGAGGUGUCUCUUCAGGCGCAAUUGCUUCAGAUUAUCAACGACUCAGGGUGGAGAACGUUUGUUCAAGGUUGGGACUGAUUUCACUGGCAUACAUGUGGAAACAAGAGCAGCCUUAUCUACUGCAAAAUAUGAUCGAUAGUGGCCUCCACGCAGUUCUUGUGAAGGUUGCAGUGUUGGGCUUAGAUCCCAAAAAGCAUCUUGGAAAGGACCUCGCGACACUUCAGCCCCUCCUUAUGAAACUCCAAGAUCUCUAUGAUUGCAAUGUGUGUGGCGAGGGCGGAGAAUAUGAGAGCCUUACGUUGGACUCUCCACUAUUUAAGAACGCGAGAAUUAUAUUGGAUGAAUUUUCAAUACAACUUCAUUCAGCAGAUUCUUUUGCUCCUGUUGGCGUUCUACAUCCUCUCAAGUUUCAUUUGGAGCCUAAAUCAGAUGCUUGGGCUCCGGAUUCAUGCUCAGCAAUUAUGUGUGACGAUGUCAGUAACAUGCCAGCGUCUACAGAGAGUGUGGCACAAUCUGCUAGUGAUGCCCCUGGACCAUCUUUGGAGGGUAUCACUUUGGGUGAAUCUCAGCCUAAAGGGGUUUCCGUUUUAGUCAAUAGGCAGCAACACGGCUUUGUGGUACUCAGUUGCUCAAGACUUUCUGAUGAAGACGCCACCCAAGAAGUGCAGGAUGAGCUGGAUGAUCUCCUGAAAGCAGCUGAAGUAGAACUUCGGAACGAGAAACUGAGCUGGGCUGAUGUCAUAUACGUACAUCUUUAUCUGAAGGACAUGUCAAAGUUCGUAAAAGCCAACGAGAAGUACAUGGCGCAUAUAACUGAGAAACUUUGUCUGAGAGGCGUCCCGUCAAGAUGUUGCGUCGAAUUGCCCCUCGUAGAGAGUGGCAUGGGAGUUGCUGUGGUUGAGAUUCUAGCAGCAAGAUGUGAAAGCAAAGAAGUUCUACACGUACAGAGCAUUUCUUCCUGGGCACCAAGCUGCAUCGGACCUUACAGUCAGGCAACUUUGUUCCAGGGCUUGCUCUACAUGGCGGGGCAACUGGGACUCGAUCCUCCCACAAUGAGUAUAGUGAGUGGGGGUGGAGCAGAUGAAAUGCUGCAAGCUCUUAGGAAUUGUGAAGCGGUUGGUAACGCUUUUACUUCAAGUCAAGGCCAUAAUCGCAAAGAGUGUCUCGUUCUGAGUUUUUCUGUGUACUGCUCAUCUGGUUCCAGCGUGGAAGAAAGGAAACAAGUAGAGGGUGUUAUUCGUAACUUUUUCCAGACCGAUGAACGAAUGUUCACCGACGUUGAUGAUCGUGGUUGCCAUCGAGCAGUGAAUUUGUUCCGUUCCCUGCCAGGCGCUUUGUUUCUCUACAUUCUGGUUCCUGCAUUGCCAAAAGGUGCCCUUGUUGAAGUAGCUCCUUUAUCCCACAUAACGCGUUUGAUCGACAGUUCCUCGGAGGAAGACGACGAACAACGGAAUGAAUGCUGGAGAGAAACUUUAGUCGACCUUUCGCUCGUGCAAAGAGAAGCAAAUAGCGAAGGCUCGUCAUGUCAGGGGUCAACAGAUGCCGACGAAUCCGACCUGCAGCAUGGACAGAGAAUAUAUCUUUGUGCACCAUGCAAGGGAUUAAUCUUACCGCACUACUUGUGUAGAGCAGUCAGUUAUAUCCUUCCAGGCCCAUCUGAAGAGACUUCUACAUCCAGGGAAAGUGUCCAAGCACUUGCAUGCUCGGGUGGUGUAGUUUCAGUCGGCACGCACGAUCCAUCUACCAGUGGGCAGGGUUUGAAGGCUGCUGGAAGAUCCGGGAACGGAGCCACAGCACCUUCGCAACGGGGUUGUAGUUUCACGGAUGCAAUGUCCGAGUGUAUGGAGUCCAUGUCUCGCACUCUCGAAGACGCGUCUUUGUGCUGGGCCGAUGUUGUUACGUUCCGGUUGUACUUCGUAGGCAGCGUCAUACGCGCGCACGAUGUACGAGAAGCAAUCGAAGUAGCGAUGGCUCGGUGCUGCAAACAUUCUCCUCCUGCGCCUGUUGGUCCUAGGCCCACUUUAGUUCCUGUCAUAGCUCUCGGAGAAAACUCAGACAUGCAAGCACUGAUGGGAGUAGAGCUGACAGCGUCGGGUUUCCUGGCCAAAAGGUUGUAGUCGGAAAGAAGUUCUUCGGUUUUGCCUGACGAGGAAGUUUCAACUUUUUGUGAGAUGGCCCAUCUGCCCCUCUCGCCACGACUGGAGAACGACGUGAUGAGGCAUCCUGCGCACAGUGAUCAUCCACAUUAGAGGUCCAGGUCGAAAUUAGAAGUUCUCGAAGGCCCGUGCAUUCUCUGUGGAGUCGCUUCUUGCAGAUUCUGUAACGUGAUCAGGAUAUAGGACAGCAUUUAGUUGUAGAGGGGUGAGGACGG